GCCAGCAACACACAGAGCUCUGUGUAUUCAGAGGGAAGUUGGCAGGGUUGUGCCCGGGCAGAGAAACUCCGAGUGGUACAAAGGGACGUGCCCGGAGUGGAGAAAUCAUGCUAAUUGUCUGCACCAGAGCUGGAGAACGCCACCCAAAAUGAAGAGAGAAAGGGAAGCCCUGUCAAGAGCCUCCAGGGCCCUGCGCCUCUCUCCUUUUGUCUACCUGCUUCUCAUCCAACCAGUCCCCCUGGAGGGGGUGAACAUCACCAGCCCAGUACGUCUGAUCCACGGCACAGUGGGGAAGUCGGCCCUGCUUUCUGUGCAAUACAGUAGCACCAGCAGCGACAAGCCCGUGGUGAAGUGGCAGCUGAAGCGUGACAAGCCAGUGACCGUGGUACAGUCUAUAGGCACAGAGGUCAUUGGCACUCUGCGGCCUGACUAUCGAGACCGUAUCCGGCUCUUUGAAAAUGGCUCCUUGCUUCUCAGCGACCUGCAGUUGGCCGACGAAGGAACCUAUGAAGUGGAGAUCUCCAUCACUGACGAUACCUUCACUGGAGAGAAGACUAUUAACCUCACUGUGGAUGUGCCCAUUUCAAGGCCACAGGUGUUAGUGGCUUCAACCACUGUGCUGGAGCUCAGCGAGGCCUUCACCCUCAACUGCUCCCACGAGAAUGGCACCAAGCCUAGCUACACCUGGCUGAAGGAUGGCAAGCCCCUCCUCAAUGACUCCCGAAUGCUCCUGUCCCCUGACCAAAAGGUACUCACCAUCACUCGAGUACUCAUGGAAGAUGAUGACCUGUACAGCUGUGUGGUGGAGAACCCUAUCAGCCAGGUCCGCAGCUUGCCCGUCAAGAUCACCGUGUAUAGAAGAAGCUCCCUCUAUAUCAUCUUGUCUACAGGAGGCAUCUUCCUCCUUGUGACCCUGGUGACAGUCUGUGCCUGCUGGAAACCCUCAAAGAAGUCUAGGAAGAAGAGAAAGUUGGAGAAGCAAAACUCCUUGGAAUACAUGGAUCAGAAUGAUGACCGCCUCAAAUCAGAAGCAGACACCCUACCCCGAAGUGGAGAACAGGAGCGGAAGAACCCAAUGGCGCUCUAUAUCCUGAAGGACAAGGACUCCUCAGAGCCGGAUGAGAAUCCCGCUACAGAGCCACGAAGCACCACAGAACCCGGCCCGCCUGGCUACUCCGUGUCGCCGCCAGUCCCAGGACGCUCUCCGGGGCUCCCCAUCCGCUCAGCCCGCCGCUACCCGCGCUCUCCAGCGCGCUCCCCCGCCACGGGCCGGACGCACACGUCGCCACCGCGGGCCCCGAGCUCGCCCGGCCGCUCACGCAGCUCCUCGCGCUCACUGCGGACUGCUGGCGUGCACAGAAUCCGGGAGCAGGACGAGGCUGGGCAGGUGGAAAUCAGUGCCUGAGCCUCCUCGGGAACCCUCUGCGGUUGCCCACGGUCUGCUCUCCGCGGCCGGGGGGAGGCUGAGAAGUCCCGGUGCCUCUGGCCAGGGGUGAGGGGAGAUCAGGCCUGAUCCCCGUUUAGGAUGCAUGACGUGUGUGAACUUGCACAAAUGGGUGGAGCGCUGAUCUUGGUGUUAAACCCGGUUGCAUGUGCGCUGGGUUUACUGGCUGUGUUCUCUGACUAUGUUCUCAGUGGGUAUGAGCUGUGCCCUCUUAGGACUACAUAGAUUAUUAAAUUUCUGGCCCAAUCCCCUAAAGGA
Molecule: messenger RNA, 1702 nt
Organism: Rattus rattus (black rat)
Lineage: Eukaryota; Metazoa; Chordata; Mammalia; Rodentia; Muridae
Gene: Hepacam
Product: hepatic and glial cell adhesion molecule
Exons: 7
Coding region: 149-1405 (418 amino acids)
Source: RefSeq, a predicted model, not a curated record